GUUACAAUUUUUAAGUGUUUUCUACAUCAAUUUACCAAACAAAAUCGGCUUUACAGUGCUAUGUGAAAUAUGGAGUAGGUACAGUUAGUACUCCCCCAGCCAGUGUAAUUCAAGUGAAAUUGCGGCGCUAUAUUGAUCCACAUUUGUUUUUAAAGCCGGGUUUAAUGCUAAACUAAACCAGGUUUAAUGAGUGCGGUUGCAUCUAUGAUGCAAUAAAGUGCAGCAACGAUAUAAAUUGUUGCAGUUUUAGUGCAUUAGAACUUUGUAUGGACUUGAAUCUAUGUGAAUGAUCUUUCGAAAAGUGAAAAAAUCAAAAACUACUAAAAAAAAUGAACUGUUUUACUUCAAAGUCAUCAGUUGUGUAUUGCGAUAUCCUAUCAACAAACUCUGAUUGAAUGUUUUUUGUCGACGAGAAUUUUCUUUCUAUGUUCUCGGAUACAGCAGUUGACCAAUUCCAUUUGCCAGUUACCUUGUAUGACAUUUGACGGUGACGAUAAGAAAAACCUUUACUACAAAUUGUACAUCCUAUGUUUGAAUCACACAUCCUAUGAUUUAAUUGGGAUCACACUAUUUAAUAGUUGAGUGUGACCUGUAAUCUAUAUUCCACACAAAAUUGGCAUAACGAUUGUCAAACUCCAAACCAGUCACCAAAUGGAAUGACAGUUGAUUGGAACGUACGAGGCACAAACCAGAAGUAGUGAGACUAAUUUGAGUGACUUUCAAUCAAUUAUACAAAUUUGGAAUUUACGAGGCACUCAUUCCAGAAGUAGUGAGACUGAGUUUUGAGUUACUUUCAAUCAAUUAUACAAAUUUGGAACGUACGAGGCACAUCCCAGAAGUAGUGAGACUAAGUUUCGAGUGACUUUCAAUCAAUUAUACAAAUUUGGAACGUACGAGGCACAUCCCAGAAGUAGUGAGACUAAGUUUCGAGUGACUUUCAAUCAAUUCUACAAAUUUUUACCAAACUCCAAAAAGUAGACCUAUAUACAAAUAAAUGACGAUUAAGUGAAACGUACGAGACACAUCCCAAAAGUAGCAAUAAAAAUAGAUGACAAUUAAGUGAAACGUACGAGACACAUCCCAUAAGUAGCAAUAAAAAUAGAUGACGAUUAAGUGAAACGUACGAGACUCAUCCCAUAAGUAGCAACACAAAUAAAUGACUAUUAAGUGAAACGUACAAGGCACAUCCCAUAAGUAGCGAGACUUGUGUUGAGCGUGCGCUGUGAUUGGUUGACGUGGUGGAUCGUAGUGUGAAAAUCAGCGGCUGUGAUUGGAGCAGCGAAGAUGAGUAUGACGUCACCUGGGCUACGGAGCCCGGGGAACAGGAGCACAUUCUGUUGGAAGUCCUAUGCAGUAACCGCGUAAGCCAAAUGACAAAGACCUACAAUGAUAUAGAGGCAGUUACAAGGCUUCUUGAAGAAAAAGAGAAGGACAUCGAAUUAACCGCUCGCAUUGGCAAAGAGCUGCUAGCGCACAACCAAAAGUUGGAGAGCAAUGUGGCCUCACUGGAGACAGAGCUGCGCACUGCCAACGAGAAAAUCACCCAGUUGGCGCAUGAGCUCACCAAGAAGACAGAGCUCAUCCAGAUACUCACCAACGAUGUCGAGGAGUUUGGAUCCGAGGCCAGUACGCCAGUGGGCAGUGGCCAGAUCAACUUUGAGAUGCUGCAACACCGCAUCAGUCGCCUGGAGGAGGAGAACGUCUCACUCAGAAAGGAGGCAUGUCAACUGGCGGCCGCCACAGAUGAGUGUGAGGAGCAGGAGAAAAGGUUGAUGAGUGACCUAAGCGCCCAACUGUCGCUAGUGAGAGGUGACCUGAGUAGCGUGGCGUCUGACGCGGACAAAUGGAGAGACCAGAGCCUGCAGUACAAGACGUUGGCUGACAGCCUUCAGGAGCGACUUACUGUAGCCGAACAGAAGUUGACUGGGGUGACGAAAGAAAACGAAGAACUUUCCUGUAUGGUGACCAUCUCACGUGAAACCCAGUCGGAGCUAGCCAGCGAGUUGGCCGAUGUGAAGGACCGCUACCAGGAGGUGCUCAGUCUGCUGCAGGAGGCGCAAGAGGGCCUGAAACGACAACGGAAACGGGGCACGCCCCAGGCGAGGGGAGGCCCCCUGUUUCCAUCGCUGCACUCGCACGUGGCGGCCCCUAUCACGUGUCAGGCCAGCACCAUGUUGCAGCAUGACUCGCUCGCGUCUGAAUUGGAGUGUUCGUUGUUCUCCGAGUUGAGCCUCGAUUCUGGGAUAGGGGCUAGUGGAUCCGUGCCGAGCUACCGCAAAGUCUUCGAAACCGUUCGCUGUGCCUCGGGCGGCAGCAGUUUGGGAGGCAGCACGGCGGGCAGCUCCCCCAUUCCGCCACUGGCGCGAAUUGGGGGCGGUGCCAGCACCAUGAUGACGUCAUCUCAGCAGGCGCGCAUGUCAAGUGGGGUAAUGAUGACGUCAUCCAACCAGCAGCUACCAGCGCAUCUUGUACGCACGCGUAGAUUGGAUUCGGUUGGGGGAAGUGAUUCGGAGGGCAGUGAAGAUUUCACUUAUAUGACCGGUUCGCGGGCCACACGAGGCGGCACGCCAGCCUGCACCGAUUUGGAGGCGGCUCUGCGCCGGUUGACGCCCUCGGCCAUUCAGGCGCGACGGGCCGCCCUGGGCUCAGAUCUGGUGGCGGGUGACAGUGGUGACAUUAGAACACCGGACUCCAUCAUGUCCACAGGCAGCAUCAGUCAGAUGUCAUGGAAGAUGCCUGACAAGUUAAAGAUCGUGAAACCGCUGGAAGGCUCACUCACACUGCAUCACUGGAGCCAACUGGCCACGCCCAGUUUGGGGGGUCUGCUCGACGACAACCCGGGGGUGCGCGUGCAGGGGGGCACCGGCCUCGAAGCACUCGGCCUGCAGACGUACUCGCUCGACGAUGUGGAGGAGGAUGAGGAAGUGGUGCACCCGGGCAAGAGCUUUCAGGGCAGUCAUCACAUCACAACGUGGACCAACUCGACUGUCAUGCAUCCGGAUGAUUGCACCAGUGUUACACCCAGUAUUGUCGGCAGCCAAAUGUGCUCAGCGAUGUCUAGCCGCGUCUCGAGCCGCGUGUCUAGUGCCGUCGCGACGCCCAUCAGCAGUCGCUCGCGUCGCAACUCGACGUCGACGUUCUCCACCGCCCUCGGCCUCGCCAAGAUGCUCAACGAGCGAGGCAUCAAGGCGGCCACGCCCUCCACCCUCGGGUCACCUGUCUAUUCGCCCACCGCCACACCGGCUAACAGCCCAGACCAUUCACCACCUUCCAGCCCGGACCGUUCGCGGUCUCCCUCGCCCGGGGGCGGGGUCACCGCCCCAGGCGGCGGCUACUCGUCCCCCCUCGGCCUGCCCGGCUUCCUCAUGAGUAGCGGCGCAGAACUGUUGCGCAGAACUCUGGUUGGCACGCACAAUUCUCGGCAGCAGGAGAGGCAUCAUCAGCGUCGUAGCCGAGAGAGGACUAGAGCGCUUGUUUGUCAGAAUAAGAAGACGAACAUCGGCCUAGUCGAAACCCUAGAACGGAUCGGCCUUGAAACCAUCAUGUCUCCGGCCUCCUCUGCCUCCUCCUCCACCUCCUCAACCCCCGCUCAGCUACAGGGUGUGCUCACCGAACGCAGCCAACCCUCCCGGGUUCCCCCCCUAGUCGAUGACGUCAUCACAACGGGAAUGGGGGUUCCCGGUCGACCGGGUACCAGCGUGCUACAGGCCCGGCUGAGGGGUGCUAGCCCCCUUAACAGCGGCGGUCAAACGCCCCUCAACGGCCGUAAACUGCGAACGCGGCCCGAUUUGGGCACGGUCAGGGGGGGUCCAACCCGGCCCGAUUUGGGCAAAGUUAGGGGGGCACCCGGACCCUCCCAGCAGCAGGAUCGUCAACCUCAGCAGACGUCGCUGGGUACGCUUAGUUCUAUGCUGUUCGGCCGUAAAGGAGGUCUACUCUAAUAGCAAUAGUCAGGUAGUGUUGUUGAGUAAUGAGUUAUUGAUUGAGUAAUUAUCAUCCAUAAAAGGUAAUUAAUUGUGAACGACUAAUAAGAUUCAAGUAAGUUGGCAGUAUAUGAAGAAUAUAUUAUGUAUGCUCAGUU
This is a messenger RNA of Nilaparvata lugens (brown planthopper), 4081 nucleotides long. It is a transcript of the gene milt, whose product is annotated as trafficking kinesin-binding protein milt. The transcript has 13 exons. The record is from RefSeq and is a predicted model, not a curated record. Lineage: Eukaryota; Metazoa; Arthropoda; Insecta; Hemiptera; Delphacidae. Bases 1371 to 3941 code for a protein of 856 amino acids.